Ooceraea biroi (clonal raider ant) is the source of this 4082-nucleotide messenger RNA. RefSeq lists its product as uncharacterized. The record is from RefSeq and is a predicted model, not a curated record. Lineage: Eukaryota; Metazoa; Arthropoda; Insecta; Hymenoptera; Formicidae. Gene Ontology annotation, molecular function: zinc ion binding; nucleic acid binding.
AAAAUGCAAAAGUUUAUGUUCUAUUUGUAAAGUUUCAUACUUAAUGACCCAAUAUGUAAAAUGGUAGUAGAUGCAAAAGUCGCAUUGCAAGAAUGCAACGCCGAGUCAUUUCCACUUCUACGGAGCAUUUAGGAAUACUUAAUUUCAUUAUCAAUCUUUAGAGUUUUGUACAUUUGAUAAUGAUAAGCAUUUCUAAAUGUUCCGUAGAAGUGAAGACGACUCGGUAUUGUAUUCUUGCAAUGUGACUUUUGCAUACAUAACCUACUUGUAAGGGAAAACGUACAAGGUAGACGAAAUACGGCCCUGAGAUGUUUGCGCGCAUAUCGGCGAGUCUAGCGGAUCAAAACUAUGUAUAAGAAAGUUCGAGAGAAUUCGAUAGGGCGAGCGAAUGCGAAAAUAAGAGCGUGUAGAGUUAGUCGUACCUUAGCCUUCGGACGAUGUACAAGUAUUAGAGAUAUAGCUGCGUUAGUAGAUAAAAUUGGUGCGAGUUAUAACUAUUUAUAAUAAUAAAGUCAUUUCUUAAAUUAUAUAAUAAGUUACUGCACGACGAAUUUACCACCUGCUCCGAAGAAAUCUGUGUUUCUCUCCUUACAACUUUCAACUUACAAUUCAGAAGUGGGAUGGUCUCAACCCCUUCAAAGAGGAUCAAUCUCUCAGGAAGAAGAGGACAGAACUCAACUCACGGCUCCUGCUUUAUGGCCUAAAACUCCUUAGCACUGCUGGAGCAACGGUCUGUUGGAGUGCAUGGGGGUCUCGUUGAGAUAGCGUCCGUUCGAGACAGAUACUUCAGUUGGACCCGCGCAGGACAGCGUGAGGUGGACUGAUCAGUAUUCGCAAGUAAUUGUACGUUAAGUAAAAGUACGUUUUAACCUAAGUAUCAGCUUCGAAUCAGAAAAAUGGAUCGAGCAGCUAUAGAUAAAAUGAAUUUCAAACAACUAAAAGAUGCGGCAGCCAACCUCGAUCUCAGCGUCUCGGGUAGCCGCGUGGAUUACAUUGAUGCUCUUGUAACAUAUUACGAGCGUCGUGAUUUUGCGACGGGAGCCGGACCGUCACGGCAAGAGGAAUCGCCGAGACAAGACGCCCAGCCGCCGACGGCAAGUGAUAGUUCGCAGCAGAUGAUGACAACGUUAACACAAUUUAUGACGUCUAUGGCGAAUCAAAUGCAACAACAGCAGCUUAUGCAACAAAUGCUCAGCGUGAUGGCUACAAGAAAUGAUGGUACGACUUCGGUGCAUAGUGGCCCUAGCAAUUCAUCAAUUCCGGAACCAAAUCAAGAAGUUCCUCGUCAAUCGUCAAUCGGAUCGUCAUCGGCGGCUCACGCAGUUAAUCUGUUGGCACCACAGAUUCCUGAAUUCGGAGGCACCGAUACGGAAAAUGUUCGGUUAUGGGUUCAAAGGAUAGACCGAGUCUCAGCAAUCCAUAGGGCUCCGGACCACGUUACUCUCCUUGCAGCUUCAAGCAGAUUGGUAAAGCAAGCGAGAAAGUGGUUUGACCUCGGCUCCGGACCCAUGUUAGAAUCGUGGAUGGGCUUCCGUGAAGCCAUCAUUAAGCGAUUUGAGAGAAGAGUUUUGUUCCAGGUUGCCUUGCAAAAAAUUGAAGCCCGGAAGUGGAACCCGUCCAGAGAAUCAUUCCAGGAGUAUGCAAUGGAUCGACUAACACUCAUGCACAGUCUUGAUCUUUCGGCAAAGGAUUCCAUCCAUUUACUGACAGGAGGAAUUGGAAAUCAAGCGUUGAGAGCCACGGCAGCAGCACUUCGCGUCGAAACGAUAGAUGAAUUUCUGGAUGGGAUGCAUAAUAUAACAGCGGUGACAACGGAAAAUUUCAAAGGACAAUUCAGCAACCAGAGAACCUUGAACACGGAGGAGCAGCGGAGUAAUGGUGGCGGAAAGGUGGGCCAUCUCGCUAAGCAUUGCCGGACCGCUGGAACCUUCUGUGUCUACUGUAGGAGUCAGGGUCAUCUUAGGAACGACUGUCCAAAAUUAAAGAGGAAAGAGCAGCAGGGGUGCACAUCCCAGCCGACGGCGGCCGGCGCAGUAUCUACGGUACAGGCAGCUCAGGAUCCGUCCAACACCAUAGCCCUGGUCCGCGAGUCUGGUGAGAUAAUCAAAAUAAAUGGUUCGCCUUUGAAGAUUGUUAAAUUUAACGGUUCAGAUUGUAACUUGUUUGCGCUUCUCGACACUGGCAGUCCUGUUUCUUUUGUUCGAUCUGAUAUAUACAAUAUGUUUUUCACGCGAUCAGCCGAGUCGUUAAACCCGCCAAAUAUUAUGUACAGAGCCGUGAAUAAUACACCGAUCCAAAUAUAUGGUUCAAAAGAAAUCUCAAUCUCCUUGGAGCAAAUACCUGCCGUCGAAUUCAAAGUAGAUCUUCACGUAUUACAGGAUACUAGUCUAGCGACGGAAAUAAUAUUAGGUCGUGACUUCUUAGAUAAACAUAAUAUCUCUGCGACUUACAGGCCUAACGGCUUUGAAGACGAAAAUGAUAAUAUUCAAUUAUUUCCAGACUCACUCUUAAGACUAUUAGCUUAUAGCGAAACAGAUAAUUCAUCGUCAGUUGAAAAUCAAAUUAAAGAUAUUUCCAUUGAUUUUGAUAAGCAAGUAAAACAACAAUUAAGGGAUUUGCUCAUGGAAAUUGAAAAAUCGUCCGUGCCGAGGGUGGACGACGAUUAUUGCGUUACUGUUCAUCUUAAAGAUGAAUCACCGUAUCGAUAUGCCCCGCGGAAAUUUGCACUAGCGGAACAAAUAGAAAUCCGAAAAAUUACUGACGAUUUACUCGCACGCGGUAUAAUAAAAGAAAGUAUUUCACCUUUUUGUGCUCGUGUGGUCCCCAUAAAAAAGAAAAAUGGUUCAACUCGUUUGUGUGUCGAUCUACGACCAUUAAAUAAUAAGACCUUAGGGACGGCUUCCACCCUAUUAAGAUACACCCAGACCAUACAAAAUAUUUUGCAUUUGCCACACCCGAUGGGCAAUUCGAUUCAGCGAUUCCUUGGUCUAACUGGCUACUUUCGCAAAUUCAUAAAGGAUUAUUCACGGAGGACAAAACCGUUGCAUAAUUUAUUAAAGAAAUCAGUCGCAUUUGAUUUUAAUGAUGCGUGCGUGAAGGCAUUCGAGGGCCUUAAAGACGAAUUAUGCUCGCGUCCGGUUCUGAGUAUAUAUAACCCAACUGCCGAAACUCAGCUGCAUACGGAUGCUUGUUCACAAGGUCUCGGAGCAAUAUUGUUUCAAAAGGCCAGUAACGGGAAUCAGCUACCUGUCGCUUACUUUAGUCAAAUGACCAACGACGCAGAAACACGAUAUCACAGUUUCGAGCUCGAGAUGCUGGCCAUCGUGAAAGCAAUUGAAAGAUUUCAUAUAUAUUUAUACGGCAUCGAAUUUACGAUAGUAACGGAUUACAACGCUUUGGUGUAUGCUGUGAAUAAGGCCAAUUUAAAUCCAAGGAUCGCCCAAUGGACUCUUAGCUUUCAAAACUACCGGUUUAAAUUAAUUCACCGAUCAGGGAAGCAGAUGCCGCAUGUGGAUGCUCUUAGCCGGCAGAUCGCGUAUAUUGACUCGUUACCGCUCGAAAGAGAAUUAGAAUACAAACAAUUUGAUAAAUUUCAAUUAAUUGAAGGCUUGGUAUAUAAGAAGGAUGGUGAUCGUUCGCGUUUUGUAAUUCCUGAAUCCAUGCUCAAUUCGGUACUCAAAACAUAUCACGAUGAUAUGGCCCAUUGCGGUGUGGAAAAGACGUCUCAGGGCAUAAACGAAAAUUAUUGGUUUCCGUCCAUGCGGAAAAAGGUUCGCGAUUAUGUAGACAAUUGUAUUACAUGUUUAAUUUCGAAUACAGCAAUCAACACGCGCGAAGGCGAGAUGCAAAUAAUUUCUCCGUCAACAGUUCCCUGCGACACACUAGACACGCAGAGUAGACCCGGCGAGAACCGAAAAUUAAAACCUAAUUAUAAGGGUCCAUAUGUAAUUGCGAAGGCGUUGGAUAAAAAUCGUUACGUCGUUAAGGACAUCCCCGGUUUUAAUGUAACAGCUAAGCCGUACAACUCAAUUUUGUCACCUGAUAGAAUCAAACCGUGGAUUAGACCUGUAAGUCCACCUUAG